AUGUCGACAUUUGCAAGAAGAAGAAUAAUUCAAGAUCUUAACAAAAUAAACAAAGAGCAGAAUAAAAGUUUCGAGGCAUCUCCUUUUGCUGAUAAUAUAAUGUGUUGUCAUGCUAUUAUAAGAGGUCCUGAAGAUACAAUUUGGGAAUGUGGUAUUUUUCAUUUAAUUAUUAAUUUUUCAGAAGAAUACCCAGUAAGCCCACCUAAAGUAAAAUUCUUAACAAAAAUAUUUCACCCGAAUAUUUAUACUGAUGGAAAUAUUUGUUUAGACAUUUUGCAAAAUCAGUGGAGUCCAAUUUAUGAUAUUACUUCACUGUUAACGUCUAUUCAGUCUUUACUCAAUGAUCCCAAUACAUCCUCACCAGCUAACCCGGAGGCAGCUAGAAUACUUAUUAGCAACAAGGCGCUUUACAACAAGAGAGUACUAAUGUGCGUUGAGGACAGCUGGGAAAUACCAAAAUUUAAUAUCAACAAUUUUAAUUAA
This is a messenger RNA of Plasmodium malariae, 483 nucleotides long. RefSeq names its product ubiquitin-conjugating enzyme, putative. The coding region runs from base 1 to 483 and encodes 160 amino acids. Gene Ontology annotation, biological process: DNA repair; protein polyubiquitination; proteasome-mediated ubiquitin-dependent protein catabolic process. Gene Ontology annotation, molecular function: ubiquitin conjugating enzyme activity. Lineage: Eukaryota; Apicomplexa; Aconoidasida; Haemosporida; Plasmodiidae. The transcript is spliced from 2 exons. The record is from RefSeq and is a predicted model, not a curated record.